AGUUAAAUCAGUUUCUUUUGUUUUCUUUUUUUUUUUUUUGUCUUUGUGUUUGCCAGAUGGGGCUGCGAUGCGGGCAGGUGUUCAGACAGGAGACAGGAUCAUUAAGGUUAACGGGACCCUUGUUACACAUUCGAAUCACACUGAAGUGGUGGAACUUAUCAAAUCGGGCUCUUAUGUGGCCCUCACGGUUUUGGGGCGCCCUCCAGGACUCGCCCAGGUUCCAUUGCCUGAAGCAGAACAUGAGAUGUUGGGUAUCAGCCUAUCCUCUCCAAACUCUCCAGCAUUUGAACGCCCAUACAGUCCACUGAACUGCCUCUCCUCACUACAACCCUGGGAUCUGAACAGCAGUGCCUGCAACCAGAGGGCUGAUGUUUUGCAAAAGAAAUUCUCAAAAGAACAGCAGGAGCUGCAGGAGGCUGUUUCAGGUGGAGAUGAAGACAAUGGUAGCAUCAUAGAGACAGAUUGUGCACUUGCCCCUAAAGGAGAUAACAGCACAGACCUUUCCUGGAGCAGCACUCCUGUAUCUCACACGCUUGGACCCGUAUCUCCUGAUAGCCACUGUCCAAAAGACUCCUCUUGCGCCAGCCCAAAAAGCACUCCCAGGAACAGCUUCAACUCCUGCCACUCCCCAGAGGCAGAGGAUGGAACUGACCUG
Nematolebias whitei (Rio pearlfish) is the source of this 655-nucleotide messenger RNA. RefSeq names its product rho guanine nucleotide exchange factor 12. Gene Ontology annotation, cellular component: cytoplasm. Gene Ontology annotation, biological process: G protein-coupled receptor signaling pathway. The record is from RefSeq and is a predicted model, not a curated record. Lineage: Eukaryota; Metazoa; Chordata; Actinopteri; Cyprinodontiformes; Rivulidae. Gene Ontology annotation, molecular function: guanyl-nucleotide exchange factor activity; G protein-coupled receptor binding.